Ictalurus furcatus (blue catfish) is the source of this 6062-nucleotide messenger RNA. RefSeq names its product IgGFc-binding protein. The transcript has 13 exons. NCBI's taxonomy places the organism in Eukaryota, Metazoa, Chordata, Actinopteri, Siluriformes, Ictaluridae. Gene Ontology annotation, molecular function: protein binding. The coding region runs from base 14 to 5764 and encodes 1916 amino acids. The record is from RefSeq and is a predicted model, not a curated record.
UUAAUACUUGAAAAUGAUAUUAUUUAAUAUACUUUUUUCUUUUCCAGAUAUGGAGAUAAAAUUUUUCCUACUCUGUGUUGCCAUUCUAAAAGCAACUGCAGUCAGCGGUUGCCCAAUAGGCAAGGAGUUCAUCACUGCCUUCAUGCCUAAUUAUUUAGCUAAUAAUGGUCAAGCCAAACCCACACUCUCCAUCACAGCCCAGGAGUCCUUAGCUACUGUAACAGUUGAAAUCAAGGGGCUCAAUUAUAAACAAUCAGUAACUAUAGAGAAAGGCUCUACCAAAUAUGUCACCCUCCCAGACAAGGCUGAGAUUUACGAAGAUGGAGUCUCAGCCUUAACAGUGCUGAUUACCUCUAAUGCUGACAUCUCAGUGGUGUCCUCUCACAUCAAACCAUAUACUGGAGACAGCAGUGUGAUCUUCCCCAGUCACCAACUUGGAAAGAGCCAUGUAACCUUCACCCCAGAAGGAGGUUCCUAUAAUACGAUUGUGGCUAUCGUCAAUGGCAAGGAAGACAACACAAUUAAUAUUCUACCAUAUACAGACCUCCAGCUUAAAAGCAAGAUACAUUUGAAGCGAGGAUUAAAGAUGUCUCUUAGAUUAGCUCCUUAUCAAGUUUAUCUGCUUCGGAGUGACAAGUCCUUAACAGGAAUUCGGAUUGAUUCUCAGCUCCCUGUAGCCGUCCUGGCAGGACAUGAGUGCCUCAGCCUCUCCGAGACCUGUGAGCAUGUCUAUGAACAGCUGGUGCCAAUAGAAUUGCUCUCUGAUGAGUACCUAGUCCCUGCCAUGCACCCCUUGCUUAUUAACCAGGACAGAGCCCAUGUUGUUGCAACUGAGGAUAACACUGAUGUCACGGUUUAUCAUGGUCUAUUCACCCAGCACAAGUCACUUCUUUCUGGAGAGCUUCUAAAUGUUUUUAUUAAUUUGCCAACAAUAAUCCGAAGCAAUAAAAAGAUCAUGGUGAUGUAUUCCAGUACCAACGUCCCCUAUGAUGAGUUCUUGACUAACAUAAUUCCUGUAUCACAGAUGUCCAAUUCGUGGACGGUUUAUGCACAAGAUAAUUACAAGAACUUUGCUGUUGUUGUCUCAGAGGUGACGGAAAGUAAAUCUCUUUUUGGUUUCUUGAAUUGGAAUGUUUUUCCCGCAAACAAGAAGUAUUCAUGGGCUAUUAAAUCACUUGGUGAACAAAAAGGCCCCGUAACCAUAUCCUCGAACUCACCACAGGCGGUCUAUGUUUAUGGUGGGCAAAUAAGACAUGGCUAUGCCACAACAGGAGUGUGCAAUGUUCCUUCUCCACCACCACCUCCGAAAGAUCCCUGUGAAUCUGUUAAAUGCCGUUGGAGAGAGGAGUGCAGGAAGGGUGUCUGUGUCCGUGUUGACACAGCAACAUGUUGGGCUGUCGGGGAUCCCCAUUACAGAACCUUUGAUGGGAAACUAUAUGAUUUCCAGGGCACCUGCACCUACACCAUGGCCACUAAUGUGAAAACUGAGAAUGGCCGUGUCCCCUUCACAAUUUUGGCAAAGAAUAAUCGCAGAGGGAGUAAUUUGGUGGCCUAUGUGAGGACAGUAUCAGUCAAUGUGUACAAUCAUACAAUAGUUGCCAGCAAGCAAAUGGGUGUAGUUGAGGUGGAUGGUGAAAUCACUCACUUGCCUGUACGUCUAGCUCAAGGAAAGAUAGAAGUGGUGCAAAGUGGUUGGAAUGCACUCAUAACAACAGACUUUGGUUUAGAGGUGAAAUAUGACUGGAACAUGAUGCUAUACAUAACAAUGCCCAGCACCUACUUUGGGUCAGUUGGUGGACUUUGUGGAAACUAUAAUGGAGACUGGACAGAUGAACAGUCAGACGCCAAGGGAAUGAAACUCUCCACUGUCGUGGAGUUUGCCAAGAGCUGGAAAGUUUCAGACAAUGACUUGUUCUGUCGUGAUGACUGUGAGGGCAAGUGCCUCCUCUGCCCACCUGACUUAAAAGAAAAAUAUAAUGGAGACAAUUACUGUGGUCUUAUGGCAAAAACAAAUGGGCCAUUUGCAAACUGCCACAAGAUUGUUGACCCAAGUGUAUACGUAGACAAUUGUGUGUAUGAUGUGUGCAUCAAUAAAGGCAUCAGAACUUUCAUCUGUGAUAACAUGCGAACCUAUGCUGAGGCUUGCAUGGCAGCUGGAGUGAAGAUCGAUCCCAACUGGAGGAUGCUGUCUGAGUGCCCAUUGCAAUGCCCAGUAAACAGUCACUAUGAGCCUUGUGGAACCGCAUGCGCUGCCUCCUGUGCGGAUCGAGAUGCACCAAGCAAAUGUGAAAAGCCUUGUGUGGAGGGCUGCCAGUGCAAUAAUGGUUUUGUCCUCAGUGGAGACAAAUGUGUGGCACUAGCACAAUGCGGCUGUACCUAUGAGAACCGUUAUUACCCUCCAGCUGAGAUAUUCUGGAGUGACCAGACAUGCACUAAGAAAUGCUCCUGCAACUCAGGACAGGUCAAUUGUACACCGACAAAGUGCAAGGCAUCCGAAGUGUGUGAAAUCCAGAAAGGUGUGAGAGAUUGCUACCCACUAUCCUACGGGCACUGUAUGGGCAGUGGAGAUCCCCACUAUUUAACCUUUGAUGGGAGGCGCUUUGAUUUCCAGGGUACUUGCACAUAUUACCUUUCUAAGCUGGUCAACACAUCUGACACUUCACUGGUGCCCUUUGAAGUUCUUGUCAAGAAUGAAAACAGAGGAAUGAAUAAGGUUGUUUCCUUCACCAAGACUGUGGAGAUAAAAGUUUUUGGCUACACCAUUAUCAUGAGUAAAGACAAUUAUGGUAAAGUGAUGAUCAACAACCUGUUUGUCAAUUUGCCAUUUGAGAAAGAGGGCGGUCAGCUAUCCAUAUUCCGCAGUGGUUACUUUGGAGUGGUUAAAACAGACUUUGGAAUGAAUGUGAGAUUUAACUGGGAUAGCUACGUUGAAAUCACUCUCCCCAGCACAUACAGUAACCUGGUAGGGGGUCUCUGUGGUAACUGGAAUGGGAACUUCAAUGAUGACCUGAUUUUCCCAAACAAAAGCAUUACAACAAAUCCUACUGCAUUUGGAAACAGCUGGAAAGCCAGAAAUGACCCUGAUUGCUCAGCAGAGUGCAUAGGCCAGAAGUGUCCCAAAUGUGAUGCUGCGGACAGGAACAAGGAUGUUUUCACGAAACCUUGUAGCCUGAUUACAGAUGCAAAUGGCCCAUUUAAAACAUGUCACAGCCAAAUCAAUCCCACCAAGUUCUAUGAAGACUGCGUGUAUGAUAUGUGUAUGUAUGGUGGUCAUUCUACAGCCCUCUGUAGUGCACUUACAGCCUACACAGCUGCAUGCCAGACAGCACACAGCAUUGUGGAGAAAUGGAGAACCGAUAGUUUCUGUCCUGCAUCCUGCAAAGCUAACAGCCACUAUGAUGUGUGUGGUGCUGGAUGUCCCCAGACCUGCAACGGCUUCACUGAGCCCGCGGCUUGCCAGCGUGCACCUUGCAUCGAAGGUUGUGUGUGCGAUGCCGGAUUUGUCCUGAGCAACGGAGAGUGUGUGCCAAUGGAUCGAUGUGGAUGUGCAUAUGAAGGCCAGUACUAUAAACUGGGCCAAGUCUUUUACCCCAAAGGCAUGUGCAGCCAGAGAUGUGUCUGCGAGGAACAAGGAAAAGUCACAUGCAAAGAUGAUUUCUCUUGCGGACCUAAUGAGAAGUGUGAAAUCCAUGAUGGGGUUCAAGCUUGCCAUCCUGAUGGCAAAGGAUCUUGCUCAGUCUCUGGUUCUGGGAACUAUCACUCAUAUGAUGGGAAACAAAUCAGUGUGAAAGGGGACUGUGUGUACAAACUGGUAGAAACAGUCCAGAUUGCAGAUCAGAAGAAGAUGCCAUUCAGUGUGACAGUGCAGCAAGUAUCUUCUACAGUUGUGGUCACAAGAAGAAUCAACAUAAAUGUAGCCCAAUAUAAGAUUGCCCUGAUUCCAGGACUUCUGUGGGAAAUAAGGGUGGAUGAAGUUAAAGCUCUUCUCCCAGUAAAACUUGAAGAAGGACUGGUGAAGGCCUAUCAGAGUGGUGCCUUCAUUAUCUUGGAAACCUCUUUUGGAUUAAAGGUGACCUAUGACACUGUGUCAAUAGCCACUGUUGAAAUCCCUUCCACUUACAAAAAUGCCGUACAAGGUCUGUGUGGUAAUUAUAAUGAUAACAAGGCAGAUGACUUCCUAAUGCCAGAUGGUAAUCAGGCUUCCUCUGCUGAGAAAUUUGUGGAAUCUUGGUCAGUGAUUCAGGAAGGAGUGAUCUGUCACACAGGGUGUCCAACAGGUUCCACAUGCCCAGGGCCUGAAACAGGAGGUCAAACAGAUAGAGACAAUAAAUGCAAGAUCCUAACUUUGGACAAAGGCCCAUUCUCGAAUUGUUAUUCCAAAGUUCCACCUUCACCAUUCUACGAUACGUGUGUAAAGGAUGUUGCAUCACAGCCAGAGGAUAAGACACUUGUUUGCCGCCAUGUCCAAAACUAUGUGGUUCAAUGUCAGCAAGCUGGUAUCUCCAUCAGCAGCUGGAGGAAUGAAACCUUCUGUCCAAUGACCUGUCAUGAAAAAAGUCACUAUGAGCUAUGUGCGGACACCUGCACAUCAACUUGUGCCAGCCUUAACGAGGCACCUAGUUGUCCAGAGUGUCUUGAAGGCUGCCAGUGUGAUGAAGGCUUUGUCUUUGAUGGAGGUGACUGUAAGCUUGUAGAAGAUUGUGGUUGUUUGGUGAAAGGAAGAUAUUACAAGUCUGGGGAAUCUGUAGUCAGAGGAGACUGUAUUGAGAAGUGCACCUGUAAGGCUGGACAGUUUUCAUGUCAGUCCAUGAACUGUGGGGAAGAUGAGGUCUGCCUCAAACCCAAUGGCGUUCCAACAUGCAUACCUGAUCCUUGCAGGAAGAAACAAUGUCGUGAGAAAGAGCAAUGUGUGGAGAGAGACAACGCAGCAGUGUGUGUACCCACCUCUAGGGCUUCGUGCCGAGUUAUUGGAGACCCGAACUAUGAAACGUUUGAUGGAAGCAGGUUUUCUUUUCAAGGCACCUGCUCUUACAUUAUGGUUAAGACGUCAGGCGAAGACAAAAGCCUCACAGAGUUCGCCAUCAUUAACAAGAACACACUCUCCCAGAGUGCACGUGGGACUUACGUAAAGACAGUCACCAUAAAGUUCCCAGGCCACGAAAUCGUCAUUAUUCAACAAGACCGCAACAAAGUGAUAAUUGAUGGUAAUGAAUCCACCCUGCCUGUGAGUCUGGACCGUAUCAGGAUAACUCAGUCAGGAAUAAGGGGAAUCCUGGAGACAGACUUUGGUUUGGUGGUCACGUUUGACUGGGGCGAGUUCCUCAUGGUGACAGUGUCCAGUAGCUACUUUAAAAACCUAGUGGGCAUGUGCGGAACCUAUAACGACAACCGCAACGAUGACUUUGUCACACCAACAGGCGUUGCUGCCAAAGGCAACACGGAGUGGGGGCAGUCAUGGAGCGUUCCCGACAAUGACCCCAAUUGCUGGCACUUCCCCUCAUGCUCUGAAGAGGAGAAGCGCCAGUACAGUGGCCCGAAGUUCUGUGGUUUACUGGAAGACAAAACCGGGCCUUUUGCUAGCUGCAACAAUACAGUUCAUUUGGGGCACUUUACAUACAGCUGUCUCUUCAAUACAUGUCUCACUCACGGAAACCAUGAUGCCUACUGCAAUGUCAUGACCUCUUAUGCAAACACCUGCAAGUGGUCAAACACUGACGUUUCAGCACAGUGGAGGCAGCUUACCAACUGCAAGCUGGACAAAUAAUCAAGAGGAAGGAGUCAGAGACUUAUGAUGUUCAACGGUGAUUAAAGAAAAGAAUCAAUCUACUUUCCUGCGAUUUUUAAUCAAUGUCAUACAGAUAUAACUUCCGGGCAACUGUGGGCAACUUCCAGGCAACUGUUUUAUCUAAUGCAAUGAAUGAAUGAAUUAAAUAAUUAAAUAAUUAAUUAAUUAAUCAAUCAAAUUAAUUAAAAUGUCAUUUUGAUGACACUUUUGCUUGUUCUUUUUCCCUUUUGUUGAAUGCUUGCAAGAUUUCAGUGAAUAAAGAUGACUAUAUAACUAU